GCCGCGUUUCCGGGGGACGGCGGUGCGCCGCCAUUUCCCGUCCCCACGCGAAGAUGGCGGUGCCCGGCGCGUUGCUGGGCUGGUGCGUGCGGCGCCUGCGCGGCGACUUCGGGCUGGACGUGGGCGAGGAGGUCGUGCGCUACAUCCUGUCGAUAACAAACGAGGAUGAGAUCCGUGAGUACGUGGUUGAUCUCCUCCAAGGCACCGAGGGGAAGAAGGGGAGGUUUGUGGAAGAGCUGCUGUCGCGCUGGCAGCAGUCCUCGCAGUCACCUGCUGAGCCCUUACCGGCCUAUCGGAAAAAGGAUGAGACGUCAGAGGCACCUCGGGCUGGAGACCAAGCAAAGAAGGGGAAACGGAAAGGAAGGAAUAAACAGGAAACACCUGCAUUCGUGGAGCCCAGCACACAUGUGGAGGAAGUAAAAACCCCCCUCGACCUGGCCAAGGCGCAGGAGAACAGCACUGCAAGCAGCAGCAAUUCCUGUAAGAGAAAGACCAAAUAUGUCAGCCUGUACACCAAAGAAGGGCAAGACAAGCUGGCUGUCCUGAUCCCUGGCCGUCACGCCUGCGAGUGCCUGGGCCAGAAACACAGGCUCAUCAACAACUGCUUGGUCUGCGGGCGCAUUGUGUGUGAGCAGGAAGGCUCUGGACCCUGCUUGUUUUGUGGUUCACUGGUGUGCACUAAGGAAGAGCAGGACAUUCUUCAGCGGGACUCAAACAAGAGCCAGAAGCUGCUGAAGAAGCUCAUGGCAGGUGCUGAAAGUUCAGGGAAUUUGGAUGCCGUAAGCAAAGACCUACUGCCUCGGCAAGAAGCUAGACUGAAAGCAGGCCUGGAGAUGGCCGUGAGACACAAAGACAAGUUGCUGGAGUUUGACAGGACCAGCGUGCGUCGCACCCAGGUCAUUGACGACGAGUCGGAUUAUUUUGCGACGGACUCCAACCAGUGGCUCUCCAAGCAAGAGAGGGAGGCCCUACAGAAGAGAGAGCAGGAGCUGCAGGAGCUGCGCCAUGCCUCCCGCCUUGCCAAAAAAGUCACCAUCGACUUUGCUGGAAGGCAGAUCCUGGAGGAGGACAGCGGGAUGGCUGAGUACCACAGCAAACUGGAUGAAACUAUUGAAGCCAUUAAUUGUGGCACACUGAACAAGCCAGCUGCCAACCCAGAAGCAAAGAUAACUCCGGGUUCUGGUGUGUUAGUGAAUCCCCAUCUUCUUCAGCCUGCUCCUUUGUGGGUGGACCAAACUGGCUUGCUCCCACACAGGGGAGCCACCCCUUCCAUGGGUGCUGGAGAGGAGCUUGGCUCAGAGCGGAACAGACUGCGGAUUCAGGACCGGGAGUUACAGGAGAUCUCAGAUGAUGGUUGGUGCCUCAGCAUGCACCAGCCUUGGGCUUCCUUGCUCGUAAGAGGAAUCAAAAGGGUGGAGGGCAGGACCUGGUACACAUCUCAUAGAGGGCGGCUGUGGAUUGCAGCUACUGCCAAAAGACCUUCUCCUCAGGAGAUCUCUGAACUGGAGACCACCUAUAGAAUGCUGCUUCACAAAGAUGUGGCAUUCCCAAAUGAUUAUCCCUCAGGGUGCCUCCUGGGCUGUGUGGACGUAACUGAUUGUUUAUCACAAGAGCAAUUAAAUGAGCAGGUGAUCGCUUGGUGUCCUAAAUCUGCACGAGGGAAUGUGUCUAAGCUAUUUCUGUGCCACGAGAUUGCAGCUAUCAUUUAAAUAGGUUUCUUUUUUCCCCCUCAGGAAAUUUACGUUUAAUCUCUUGUCCUCCUCUUUCCUCCCCAGUGGAAAUAACAGCCAAAAAAAAAAAAGAGAAUUGGGCACUAAGCAUACAAGACGUGAUUUAAUUUAUCCUGUAGGAAUGAAGGAGGGAGGUAGAAAAUUUGCGUUUAAAAUCCAGAGAGCCUUUUCAGGUUAUCUGCAAGGAAAGGAACAAUAACACGCAAGUGGUAUUUUCCCAAGAAAUAACAUAAUGAGAGGGAGGAACAUAAACACAUACGUUGAAAUGUACUUUGAAGAACAUUAUGAACAUACAGACAUUUAAGUAUGACUCUCCAUGAGGACCUCCAUAAAGGUUUCCUAGCACAAGCUGCAGGUGAGGCAAAAGCUCUUUUUUGCAGUGGCGUAGCUGUCUGGUGCACGUAGCCAGGAGACUCCUCUGCUCACUCCCACCAAAGAGAUGCUUCUGGUUCCCAAGGCUUGGUUAUCACACCUCUACAGAUGAAUGAAUUUAGCAAGGUUUUGGGUUUUGGGGACUAGAUCAGGUUAGUGCAAAAGGAAAGAUGUCUAGGUGGCUGUUAGUGACUGCAACCAACAGGAAGGCCUUUGAACUUUACAGGUCUCUGAGUUCUCCUAAGCUGAAUUUUUAUUCACACGGAGCCUGACGCAAGAUCCAAUGGCCUGAGGUGUUAGUCUGGUCUGCAGGGACCUACAGGUGAUGCGUGUCUUUAUUCAGUUCCUCGCUGUACUUCCUCUAGACACAAAGCACCUCUGGUUCUUGGUUGUAGAAGCAGAGUAGGCACGCAGCUGGUUUGGAUUAUCGACGGUCAGAGAUGGGGGAGUUUUUCUGUAUGUGAAGUGCUUUGGUUUUCAUCAGAAGCUGUUCUAAUGCUCCAGCUGCCUUGCAUAAGCCAGCAGGUUUACCGAGGCCACUGCUCAAUGUUAAGAUGAAGGAGAGAUUGUCACUUGAUGAUGAUUAAUUUAGGAAUGCAUUAACAUGCCAAAGAAAUCGAAUGAUAGAGGCUAGCUUGCCCUGUCUUCUGGUUUCAUAGACCCUAGGGAAAAAACGAAGCCAAGGCUGAAGUAUAUGACUUAAUUAAUGAUGACUGUGGACUUAGCCUCUGCUACCAUUUCAACAAACUAGUCAGCGAUCUGGGAAUUUGUUUCUUUCCGAUGCGGUCACUGUUAUUUGCCUUCUUCUUGGCGCUUGGGUUUUAUUAAUCCUGAAACUGAGGGUUAGGUAACACCGACCUCAAGCCAGGUGCCCUGGUUUCCCAGCUGUGGCUCAGCUGGGUUGAGCCAUGGCCAUGCCUUUAGGUGGUGAUCCUAAACAGUAGGGGCACCGGCAGCUACAGAAUGCAGCUGAGGGCCCAAAGACUUGACUUGCUUCAGCUUUCAGCGGCACGGCAUCGAUUUCACAGCCCCGAACAGGCCGGCCACUCAGCUGCAAAUCCUGGCUUUGAGAAAUAGCCUGAUGCCUCAGUGACCAGAUCAAUAGCGCCAGCAGCCCGCAGGCUGUGUCGUGCCUCUCGGGGAGCAGCAGCGAGGGUCACAGCAGGGACUGUUGGCUGCUGGAAGAAAGCAGGGCAGGGAUGUGGGUAUCUGAUCUGCAGCGAGCUGCAUUCACCAAAGUUAGGUUUAAUCUUCCUCAUGUGCUGAGCUCAGCUGCACCAGUCUUUAAAUCAGAGUUUCAAAGGAAAAAGCAAGGACUUUAUGGAGCUGAUUGAAAAUGCCUGGCUGCAUCUAGCAGGGUGCAGGUGCUCUGAGCAGAAGCAGGUGCCCUGUUUUCUCCUCAUCCCCUCGUUGCCUCUCUCCUCCCCACUGCCGUGCUUCCUCCUGGCAGCUCAAGCAGUGGGGCUGCAUUGCAGCUGAGGUUAGCCCUGCCUCCAUGCUCCCUUGGCACUGGAGUAUGAGAUGGUUCUUUCAGUUGAGCCUUUUACACUACUGAGUAUUUUUCCAAGUCCACCCGGUUUCCCCUGAUGCUUGUCAGGCAUUCUGUAAACAUCUCAGGUCCUUCUCGUGCUGCUUGUAGGUUUACCAGGGGUGGGAUCUGAGCCACAGAAGGGUGUUGGUGGCUGUGGGUCCUGUGUCACAGGCUGGUUUUGGGAGAGAAGAGGGGACGUGACGUGCCCUGCCUCCACUGCCAUGGUUCAGUGAUUCAAAAUCAAGUGCACCAGAAUGAACUUAAGUAUUACACCUACAUUUCAAAGUCCUGUUGUUGCUUACUACGUUUAAUUGCUUCCCCUGCCCCUUGAGUCAAAGUACAGCUCGUGGUGUAGAACCACAGCUUGAGGCACGGAACGCCCAUGGAGGACUCAGACCGUCCAGGGAAGAUCCCGUGGUGAUACCAGCCCGCUGCCUGUGUGUCUGGUUGCCUGCUGGCCAAGCAAGUGAGGGGCAGAACAGGCAACAACUGGCAGGCAUGAUUGUGGGAAGAAGGGGAAAGGAAGGCAGGCUGGCUAGCAAAAAUUCCUUGUGCAUUCUCAUAGAAGGAGCCAAUGCCAGCACAUUAUCUGCCAGCAGCAGAUGUAAGCUCUCAAAAACAGCAGGGAGGAUGUUGACUGCAACAAUGCAUCAAGGCUGCGGUUUGUAACCUCAAUAGUAAGGCAGUUAACUUUUUUUUUUAACAAAGACAUUUUGAUUGCCAAAUCCAUAACCAUUAGCAGCUGUGGUUUUGAGCUGUUCCUUCCUCACACGUUGCAGUCUAGACCUGACAGGCUUUCAAACAAAAGUUUGGCUGAUGGCUUUUGUUUUUGUUUUUUGCCAAACUGCUUUUUUUCUUUUGCCUCUUGUGUCGAUUCGCAUUGAGCGUGGCUGCGGAUCUCUUUUCUAAGCCAGCCUUCCUGGAGCGGCUCCUCUGUGCCGACGACGUGGUGGUCUUUGACUGAGGGCUGCAAGUAGAGUUUCUUGGUUGCCUGUUCACUGCAGCACUGGAUGUUUCUGCCUCAGGCUAGAAAAUUUGGCAUUUCUAGAACUUUGGAUCUGCUUUGGGAUUUCUGUUUAGGAAAAUGUUUGUCAUGAGCCAGAAGCCUGUUUGGCCUGUGCUGAGGGGCAGGGAAUGGGUCCUUAAAAGAAGGCUAAACACUUGCUCAGAGUUGGAAGCAUGAUGUGAGACCAUGUCGGGAGGGAGAUCAAGACUCAGUGUGAAGCACUUGGUGUUCUGUGAGCACUUUGUGAGGCCAGCAGCCAAGAAGAGAUCACACAGCAGCCCAAACCUGCGUUGCCUGGCUCAGGCGAUUGCUCCCGUUGCCAGUCGGUGCCGUCUUUGCUGUGCAAACGUGCCCUGGAGCACUUCAGAAGGAAGGCUGGGCUGGGAAGAUUGGCUUGAUAAUCCCCAAAAGCAAAUGUCCAUGUAACGAGGCAGUGGAGACUACUGCUGUCAGAACAACAGAUGGGGAAAAGAUGCUUCAGCAUGCCCGUCCUUGGAAAAGCAGUGAGGAAGGAAGGGCACUGCUUGGGCACGGAGGCUGUCUGACUGAAGCCUCACCCUGCAUGCAGCGAGAAAGAAGGGAUUUUUCUUCUUGCUGUUGACUAACUCCUACCUGCUGGACCAUCACAGAACCAUUAGCUGGUCCUUUUUGUCUGCAGUUGUACCUGAGCCUCUCUUUUGCAGGAGCAGGAGCCUGGGUUAUUGCCAGCGGUGUGCAGACUGCAUUCAGUGGCCUGGCAGUGGCACGGCCUGCUCUGCGUCUUCACCCUCAUUUUAGAGAGCUCCAUUUCUGCUGAAUCCCACGUGCACAUGGGACUGGUGUCUGCACUGCAAGUGCUGCCAUGGACGUCCCCAUUUGGCUGCUGCAGCCCCAUUGGUUGCCAGAAACUACUGACUUUCUUUUCUCUUUUUGCAAACCGCUAAAGAAACAUUUUCUAGCUGGAUGGUGAGCAAUUUCCCUCAGGAGAGGAGGAGAAAAUGGCUGUUUAGUAGUUAAUUACCUGUUAUGUUAGUCUGACAGCUAUGAAGCUUAUGAGGCAUGAAAGAAGAGCGGAUCUGCCUUUCCCACAAAUCACAAGGAAAACCGAAGGAAGUAAGUUGUGUGGAGGCCAGACACGCUCACGAGCCUCCCCACGCCUUCCCCUCUCCCAGGCGCGCUGUCCUGGGCAGCACUUCACCUCCUUUGCCUCCCGCUUCCCUUGCUUGCCUGCAGCCAGGCUGCUGCUCCCAGCUCUUGGAGCCUGGUGCAUGUUUCUGCCUGCUGGGGACGGCUGAUUUAUGGGCCUGCUUACAGCAGCCCCGCUCUUUCAGAGGGACACCAUCUCUGCCAAGACUUUUUUUUUUUUUCCUGAAUGUGUUUUACGGUGAGGAAUAACUGAGUGCUUUUGCCAACACAUGGGCUCUGCUUGCUUUUAUUCUUUCCAGACAGCUUUGCUUUCCAGAGCUGCCUCUUUUAUUUUGAAGCUCUUCGAGAGCAGCGGGGAGGUGAAGGCCGAGCUGCGAGCCGGUGUCCUGGUCCGGCGCUGGGCUCCGAGGAGGCACACUAGGAAAAUGAUCCGAGCCUUUCCAUCGCUGACCCCACACAACGCCUCCCCCCCCAGCACGACCUCCGCGCAGAGCUCUGGCCGGAUUCCCCGCCCCGAGGCCCCCGGCAGCCCUAAGAUGGAGCGGACGGCGGCCGCCCCGGCGGGACUACAGGUUCCAGCGUGCAAUUCUCUGCUGAAGCUGGGCUGCCUGCGGGGACGAGUGGAGGAGAGCGGGCUGCAUUGCAGGGCUCUGGGUUUCAGGCAGGCAGGGGAAAAAGGGAAAACAAACGCCGGGGCAAUUUCCACUCGGUAUUUUUAGCCUUCGAUCUCUUGUUUAUUUCCUCCAGCUUGUGUGUCUGGAGGCCUUAAUAAGACUGCAAGAGGAGCUUGAAAGGUCACCAGCAAAGCUGCUGGGGAAUGAUUUUGCUCAGUGCUUUGUGCCGCACAGAACCUGUGCUCCAUGGCACACGGCCUUUGUUCCUCCACUGGGUCCUCCAGAGCACAGCUCAUCUACUUAGCCACGGUUUUGCACGUUUUCCUUUGGUUGUUUCUGUACCCUUUGGUUCAAGCAGGUGCAUCUCGUUGCUGAAGGGUGAAGGGCUGGCCCAAGGGUAGCGCUGGUGGUUCCCAAGGAAACAGUGCCUGUCCCGCUUCGCUCAUUGUUUGCCGUGGGAGCCCCGGGAGGGACAGGAAUGAGGAGAAAGCAGGGAUAUCACCUGCAAGGAAAACCAGCCAGCAGUGCCUGAGCAAGCCUGCGUGGCCCCCGCAUCCAGCCCCAGGCUUUACCUCAAUUAAGGAAAAAAUAGUUCCCUUGGCAGAUUGAUGGGGGAAAAACACUGCAGAGGGUUUUCUUAAUGUCGGAGAGGAUGGGAUUGUUUCCGUGCUGACUCCGAGCUCCUGCUUCGCUCUUGGCUGUGGGCUGUGGAGCAGAGGCUCGGCAGGCCUGCUGCUAUUUUUGGCCGUGACAAGCUGGUGAUGGGAGAUGAGGGACGGUGAAAGCAAAGUGUAGGGAACAUUCAUUAGCAAUUAUCCCUGCCUGCAGCCUGACUGGGGUAACUGCUGGGGACAUCUGAUAGCCACUUAAUGUGUGUUCAAAGCACCAGCUCCAGAGAGAGGGCGGGUGCUGGCGAAUUGGUGGCUGGCCUUUGCAGGAGCCCGGCGCGGCUCCCUCUUCCAGCUUGUGCUCAGAUGCUCCAUUUAACCUCCAGCUCUCUGCGUUAAGCUGCCUGGAGACCUGCUUUUUUUCUUUUUUUUUUUUUUCUUCCCUUCUCCCUGCUAAUCUCUUCACAGCUAGGCUCUUACAAACCUGUUAGCAGCAAAUUGAAGCCUGGCCAGCGUGCUUGCAGGGACGAUGGGAGCUUACAUCUGCUUGUGGCUGGGCUGAGCGAGGAGGGGAGGGCGGUGGUUGCGCUGACGCAGCCAUGCGCAGAGCAUACGUGGGGUUUUGAAGCAGCAGUUGGCAAACUGCUUGCAGCCCACGGUGCCCACUGCCUUCCGAACAGCCAUCUUGCAAGCCUGGUAUGAGGUGGCAGAAGGGCUGGAAGGAGACCAAAUUGGUUUUUUUUCACUGCAGUUAUAUUGUGCAACCCCUUUCUUCAGAGCUUUCUGGCUCGUCUGUGGUCAUGGGAGUGGGUUUUUCCCUUCUCGAGGGACAGCCUGGCUUCCAGACUUAGAGCUCAUUCCAGCCACCUUCUCUUAAAUGCUGAAUCGAUUCCUAACAGAGGCAGCGCUAAAGCCCCAGAGUAGUAAGUCCCAUCUUAUUUAUACCCCCAAGAUUAGAACGAUGAGUGCAGUUGGAACUGGGAGGGAACAUUCCCCCAUCAGGCUCCCAGUUGGGUUGGAUUUUGGUCUCUGGCAUUGAAGAAGUGUGCUUUGCCCUCUAUCUUCACUGUGGAGAUUUAUUUAAAGAACGGAAAAAAAAAAAGAAAAAAAAAAAAGCUGUUGCAGGCCCUUUUUACCGGUCUCUCUGCUCUCUCUGGCACACUAGAUCUGGUCUUUGGCCCUUUCCUACACUCUUGCAUUUGCUGAAGUGCUGAAGGGCAGUGGUUGCAGUCUGUGGGGUAUAGUAGUUGGGAGCAAAUUUUUUCUCAGCAUCAUCAACUUAUUGAUUGUAGAGCGACUCGGCUGACCUCUUGCAAUCCAGAGCAGAAGCACUGACCCUUCUGUUGCUGGUCUAGAAAAGCUGCAGACAGUCGAUAAAAACAGUGGGAUGGAAAUGCCAUUGCCUUAGGGAAGCGUUUUAGGGAGACGUUAUUGUUUGAGGAGGAAAUUGGGUGGGAAGAAUUGCAUACAGCUGAACAGAAGGAGAACUUUCUCAGAGCGGCCAAGGAUCGUAAAUGUCAUUAAAAGCCUUCCAAAGUGCCAAUGGCACUUUGAGAAACGGGUUUUUUACUCAUUAGGCACUUGGGCAACUGUGGAAAAUUGAACAGAGACAAAUGUGCUUCACGUCUUGAUGCCUGUGUCUGCGAUCAGAACAUAAGUCAAGCAGGUCGCUGCUGAUAGGAGAGGCGUCUUUGGAGUGUGGCAGGUAGGAACCGGGCUCCUAGUGCUGUGCUAAGCUGCAGGAAUAGCUGUGCUGUUCUCCCUCAGUGCUUUUCCUCAAUCCUGUUGAUGUCCGGACAGCAGUGGCCGCAUGUUGUGUGCUGAUAUGUAGGUGGGGAUCUGCAGCUCUGUUACGUUGCUCAGCCCCAGCGUGGUGAUGGCACGCGAUGUUACGACAGGGUGCUGGUAAGGGAGCUAAGUAGCAACAGCAGCUGGGAAAUGCUAACUCCUCUGGUGAUCUCUGGGAAUGAAGUCUGCUGAGGUAGUUCAUAUCCACUGCCUACAAGUGCACCAGGGAGAGGCUGUGCGCUUGGUCCUGGUGAUGUGUCUUCUGGCAAAAGCUUAUUUGACUGUAGCAGCCAGGAAUAUUCUACCUUGUCGCUCACCAGGAUGGUGUGGGAGAAUUUGGGGGUGGGUACAAUAGAAAACCCAAAAUAGUGUCUUGGUGGGGGGCUCCUGCCUAGCAUUCUGGGCUGAGAUGCCAGAGGAGGGACUCAAGCUUUUAAAAUGCAGGGCACAGACACUGCUCAGAUUUGGCAAGUGUACAGAAAUGUACCCUGGGAGAGGAGAUGAAAGGCUGUGGUGUGGAAACGUAAGCCCAAGCCACAGCUGUGGCCUCCAUCUCGGCCUUGGGAUUGGGUUAAGCUUUUCGAGCUGAAGAUUUGAUCCUGGCUUUGGGUGAGAUCUGUCAGUGGAGAAACAAGCUCGGCUGCUCUUAAUGCCUGGAUGCCUGUUAGGGGAUAUUUCCCGUUGUGGGGGCCUGUGAGAUGUGUGAGAGGAGCACCGUGGUGUUCAGAUCCACCUAGGAGAGGUUUGUGAGGACCUCUGUGGUCUUGGACACACAACCUGAAUGAGCGGAGGCCAAACCACGUGUCAUAAACAGGGACACAUCACUUCUGUCACCAGGCGGUUAGGAUGGUGGCUUCGGCCCCGCAGCUCUAUGCUGUGGUCUUCAGGGGCUCCGCUAGUGCGAGAGCUGCUGGGGAAGUCCAGUGCCUGGCUGUGGAAAGCCAAGCAGUCACCCGUGCGAUAGCGAGAGCAAUAAAGCCUGGCCAGCACUUCGCACUCACCAGGCGUUGGCUUGGGAUAUUCGUACUGGGGCUUUGUAACCUUCCAAGAUCCUCCCUCCCUGCAGAUGGGAAAUGAAAAUCCUUGGCAUCAGCACAAAGCGGUAGAAGCAAGUCCAGUAACGUGGCUUAGGAGAAAAAAAAAUGAAAGGAAGAAAUUUGUCCAGCACCAGAUCAGUGCAGCAGGGCAUCCGCGGGCCUUGCAGAUGAGCGUGGCUCUUCCUCUCCCAGCACAGGUGUUGCACAGCGCAGAUAAGCGCACGUACAUCUCUCGCUCGGAAAACGUGGCCCGUGCUGUUGUAAAAUGAGGGGGCUGGAAACGCUUUCCAGUUGAUCCACUCCUGGUGUCAGGCUUCUGUAAAUCUCCCCUAACUGCCGACAGCGCUGCCAAACCCCGCUGCGAUGCAGGAAAAGUGGGUUGCUCCCUGCUCUGCUCUCCGUGCCCAGCUGUUCAGGACACAUCCAAACCCAUCUUGGCAGACCGGCAAGAGAGGGAGAGCUUUUCAAACAUUCCGCCUAGAAGUCAUUUGUUAGGAACAAAUGGGGGAUUUGCCAGGACACACUGCUCCAUCUGGUCUGGCAUCCUGUCCCAUGCAUACAGCAGCCUCUCUGGAUCUGCUUGAGGAAAGCAAGGGGGAAAAAAAAAAGGCAUUUUUCCCGCAGAAGAGAAACCGCUUCCGCUGUGAGCUUGAACAGGCUUUCCUGGGCUCGAGCUCCUGUGCUGCCCUGUUCCUCCACUCUGCACAUACCCGCCGGCACUAGGCCUGCAGCGAAGGAUCUGAAGGGACAGUUGCUAUUUACGCUUUUUUUUAUUAUAGUUCUGCAUUUCACUUUUGCACAGCAGUGAGGGUGAGCUGCAUCCAGGCAGCGUUUCCAUGUGCUUCCCACCCUGGGCAUUAUUUCUCUCCUUUUCACUGUGGUUAAUGAGAGAAGCACUCUGUUUACACUCUACCUGUAAAAUUCCCUGGUGCUUUCACCACAGUGAAAUCUCUCAGUAGACUUUGAGUUCCUGUCCCAGGGUGCCUGGCCCAGAGGAGCAGCCAACUACUUCAAGCCAUCAACCUCACUUGAUGCAAGCUGUGUAAGGGCACUUUACUGAGGCAGAGCUCUUUCUGUAAAACCCUGUUUUACACCUUUUCAGUAAUGGUUUGCCUGGAAGCGUUUCCUUUAGUGCUGCUCCUCACUGUAGAGAUCUUUUCACACCCACUGCAGUUUGUCUGACUGUUUUGUGCAU
Tympanuchus pallidicinctus (lesser prairie-chicken) is the source of this 11006-nucleotide messenger RNA. It is a transcript of the gene TRIP4, whose product is annotated as thyroid hormone receptor interactor 4. The transcript has 12 exons. Bases 54 to 1709 code for a protein of 551 amino acids. Gene Ontology annotation, molecular function: zinc ion binding; transcription coactivator activity. Gene Ontology annotation, biological process: positive regulation of DNA-templated transcription. NCBI's taxonomy places the organism in Eukaryota, Metazoa, Chordata, Aves, Galliformes, Phasianidae. The record is from RefSeq and is a predicted model, not a curated record. Gene Ontology annotation, cellular component: nucleus.